AUGGGCAGUAAUCAUUUUAGGUAUGUCUACGUGUCACGAGGUGAUAGUCGCGUGUCAAUGCCAAAUACGGGUUCUCGGCAUUUCAGUUAUUACAAAUAUGUUCGUUGCUUUCAUUCUGAACAGCUUACAGAAAUUAUACAAAAUGGAUGUCGUAAUCCCAGUCAUGCAUUGCUUCCUUCAAACACGGAUCUGGAUAUUUCUGUUGAGGUGAAGCAUGAAGAAGUGUUGGAGGUAACUCGUGAAGCUGGCCAACGAGCGUGCAAUUUUGUUUCGGAAAUUAUUGCAGAAGAACAAUGUGCUGCCGUGUGCAAGCUUGAACAGAAUCCAGCUGAUGCUAUGUGCUUAGUGCAAGAUUCGAAGAAUGCACUAGCGGCUAUAGACAAGAAAUAA
This is a messenger RNA of Gongylonema pulchrum, 390 nucleotides long. Lineage: Eukaryota; Metazoa; Nematoda; Chromadorea; Rhabditida; Gongylonematidae. The record is from the annotation of a GenBank genome assembly.